Messenger RNA from Impatiens glandulifera, 981 nucleotides. RefSeq names its product ethylene-responsive transcription factor WIN1-like. The record is from RefSeq and is a predicted model, not a curated record. The coding region runs from base 122 to 724 and encodes 200 amino acids. Gene Ontology annotation, biological process: regulation of DNA-templated transcription. Gene Ontology annotation, molecular function: DNA-binding transcription factor activity; DNA binding. Lineage: Eukaryota; Viridiplantae; Streptophyta; Magnoliopsida; Ericales; Balsaminaceae. The transcript has 2 exons.
CCUUCAUCUUCUUCUUCUUCACCAUUUCUCUCUCUAUAUCUCUCUCAUUCUCUCUCAUUCAUAAAUACAAUCACAAUCUUGAUUUCCUCCAUAUUCAUGAUUCUUCAUCUUCUCUCUUGACAUGGUACAAUCAAAGAAGUUCAGAGGUGUCAGGCAAAGACAGUGGGGCUCUUGGGUUUCUGAAAUUCGCCAUCCCCUUCUGAAAAGAAGGAUUUGGCUAGGAACAUUUGAAACAGCAGAAGCAGCAGCAAAAGCAUAUGAUCAAGCUGCAAUCUUGAUGAAUGGUCAAAAUGCAAAAACAAAUUUCCCAGUUGAUAAUAUCCUCGAACAAUCUAGUACAAAACCAUCAUCAUUAAAAGAUCAUCAAUUUAAUAAUUCUAGUUCAACAUUGUCUGAAAUUCUUGGAGCCAAGCUUAAGAAAAGUUGUAAAGAUCCUUCUCCUUCACUCACAUGUCUUAGGCUUGAUAGUGACAGUUCUCAUAUUGGUGUUUGGCAAAAACGGGCCGGGUCAAGAUCAUCUUCAAAUUGGGUUAUGAAAGUUCAAAUGGGCAAGGCUAAUUCAAUCAUUCAUCAGAAUCAUAAUCAAUCUUCUUCUUGUUCUUCAUCUUCUUAUUCUUCUUUAAAGGAGGUUGUUGAUAAUGGUGGAGGAAUUACAGGGAAUGUUAUGGAUGAAGAGAAUAUGGUGGCAAUACAGAUGAUUGAGGAGCUAUUGAAUACCAAUUGAAAUUAAACCCAUGUUUUUAAAUCAUAAAAAGAAUGGAUUUUUAUCUUAAUCAAGAACAUGGGUAAUGGAUCAAUCUACCAUGUAUGUGUAUGUAUGUAUUAAAAAAAUUAAUGUAUUUAAUUUGGUUGUGAAUUAGAUAUAUAGUGUUUUAAUAGUGAUCAUAUGAUUUUAUCUAAUUAAUUCUUGUAUCUUUGAAAAUUAUUAUUAUUAUUAUUAUUAUUAUUAUUAUAUUAUUAAUGACAUGUUUGGCAAGUAUA